ACAUCAGCCCACAAAGAGUAAAGAUAUGUUUUGGUUAAAACGGGGAAGAUACAGACACGGAAAAAACAGUCGAGUUAUGUAACUCUGUCCAAGAUGAUGUUACUGUUUUUCAGUCUUUUCCUUUGGAACAUUCCUUCAUUUGCAUCUCCUGAAUCAUCUGUGCCACAGAUUAACUGCCUUAUCAUAAAUCUGGAAUAUGUUAAUUGCACAUGGGAUGACAAUGGGACCCAAAAGUACAAUUACAGUUUCAAGAGCAUGUUUUCAUAUCAUCAAACUCUGGAGUGUUCUAAAUAUCACAAGAUUAACAACAUUAACGUGGGCUGCAUGAUUCCCUACAAAGAAACACAACGGUUCAAUACGUUAAGCACAUGGCUGUAUCAUGACAACGGUAGAUUGAUGACAGAGCAGAAACAUGAACUGAAAUAUAGUGUGAAGCUUUACCCUCCGUAUAACCUGUCUGUGGUGGAGAAAAAAGAUGCUGAACUGUGGCUGUACUGGAAUGUUACGGGACACAACAGCAUUUGCAUCGAGAGCCAAGUUCGCCACAAGACAGACAACAAGGAUUGGCAGAACAAAAAGCCAAGCAUCAAGAAAUCCUACAGUUUACCUUUUCCUUCAAAAAAACAAUACGAGUUCCAGAUCAGGGCUCGGAUAUCGUCAUCCUGCGGAGAGUCCAAGUUUUGGAGUGAUUGGAGUAAGCCUGUGUACUGGGGAACUUUAAAGCCUAAUAAUGACACAGAAAGUCCAGUUACCAUGUCUGUGAUGGCAUUGGUGCUGUAUACAGUGGGAGCCACAGUAAUGCUUGUCAUACUUUCCUGCUUGCUGGUCCACAGCGAGAGGUUAAGGAUAAUCCUAAUACCAGUAGUGCCAAAUGCAGGCCGAAAUGUAAGCAAAUACCUUACGGAUCUUUUUGACAACUAUGAUGGCAAUGUAGAGAAAUGGCUUUCCAUCUCCAAAGAUCUGGAGAAAGGCUUCAAACCCAAUUUUACAGAACGUGCCUGCCCUGUGCGUGAGUACAGAAUAGUGUCUCAGUCAAGCAGUGACCUCUCAAUCCCAACAGACAUGUCAUCAGAUUACCAAUGCAUGCAGAGCUACUCAUCGGCCUCCACCAUACCUGGACCUGCUGAAAACCCACAAACCCAGGCUCAAUCUCAAGUGGAUAAUCCAGUCUAGACAACGUUCUGUUUAUCUGAGGGAUUUACUAUACAGCAGUAACUGUUGAUCUGAAAGUGUAGGUAAGCUUAGGCAGUUAAAAUUUAGAAAUAAGUUUUGGCUCAUGCAGCUCUUCAUAGGUUAGUGAAAAGAAACGUAUUUCUUUUUACAGACUUAUUAAUGAAAUCCAGUCAAGUCCAGUAUUGGUAAUGUCCAUUAUUAUUUGUUUCUGCUGGGGGGAUUUUAUUCCCGACAAGUGAAUUGAUUAUUAUUCCAAAUCUACAUUUAAAAACCUUCGUGCAACACAUUAUCUAAAAUCAACUUACAAAAUUGCACAGUCAAGGCACUUUUCAAGCAAAGGAGCUAUUUAAUGUAUGUCUUAUUUGUUAUAAUUUUCUGCUAUUUGACUAUUAUAGUCAUUUUUCAUUGGUACGAUGAUGAAUAAGUUUUAAGCAAUGAUGAAAUCAUUUUUACUGUUGUACAAUGAUGUGCUUUAAGGUCACUCACCGAUUCUUGGCUCAUUCGAGUUGUAAUUUGAAAACUGCUCCAGACAAUUCCCAGGCCAAAAUUUAAUAUGUAUUUAUUUUAUUUUUUUUUACAAAUGAAUGCUAUUUGUGACUCAUGCUGCUGCAAAUGAGGAAAGAGGUCAGUGUUAUGCCAUUUUUGUACUUUCUUUGUUAUGACAGUCUGUAUAAGGCAAAAAUAUGAUUGUAAUUUUUAAGGUGAUGUAGCAUAUGUUUAAAAGUUUAAAAGCUCUGGAGUGGAAAUCAAAAGAGUUUGUAGGUUUGAACUUGUGGCAGUCUAUGAACUGUCACCAUUUUGUCCUUGAACAAUGCACUUCACCUCUGGUUGCUCCAGGUGGACUGUACCUGUAUGACAUAUAAUAUACACAGCUUUGGACAAGGGCAUAGAUUUGGCUUGAACAUUAGGGGGUUGCAGCAUGAAGCAUUUUAGGGGGAGGGGGGGGGGGGCUGUACUUGCUUGUUUUGAUUAUUGGGGAGGUUACCUACCCACCCCCCACCCCCCUGGAAUCUACCCCACUGGCUUUGGAUAAAACCUCUGUUACAUUACAUGCAUAUAUGGCUAGUUUCACACAGUCAGUUUAACUGUAUGUCCUAAUGAUGUGAAUUGUACUUUUAGAUUAUUCUGAUGUGAACCAUUUCUUCUAUGACUAAAUCUUAUUCCUGACUCUUGUCCUUUUCCUCUACAUUCCACUCUACAUAUUUGAAAAUGGAUUGUAUUACAUAUAUAAAACAUUUUUUUUACA
Myxocyprinus asiaticus (Chinese sucker) is the source of this 2419-nucleotide messenger RNA. Its product is annotated as cytokine receptor common subunit gamma-like. The record is from RefSeq and is a predicted model, not a curated record. Gene Ontology annotation, cellular component: external side of plasma membrane. Gene Ontology annotation, biological process: cytokine-mediated signaling pathway. The transcript has 8 exons. Lineage: Eukaryota; Metazoa; Chordata; Actinopteri; Cypriniformes; Catostomidae. Gene Ontology annotation, molecular function: cytokine receptor activity; protein binding. The coding region runs from base 94 to 1173 and encodes 359 amino acids.